GACGUGAUUGGACAGCUCGCGGAGAUUAUCUGCCACCAUCCAGCCCCACAGAAGGUGCGAAGUCAAAGUACCUGUACAAGCAGGUCGAUUGCUCGAAGCUGAGACACGUCUCUUAUUGUGGCAAGUCCAGCCAAACUGGCUGUGCGAACACCUAUGAGAUCAACAGUGGAGUUGGCUACACCUGCCUUUGGGACAAGGAAAUUUGGCCUCCUGCCUGCAUUGCUUAUCGGGAGAAGGCGAGAAGUCCUAUUUGCAUUGAAGGCACCUGCGGCCCUGGCACUCGCGGAGCUCCUGAUAAGUGCUGGUAG
Symbiodinium sp. CCMP2592 is the source of this 308-nucleotide messenger RNA. The record is from the annotation of a GenBank genome assembly. Lineage: Eukaryota; Dinophyceae; Suessiales; Symbiodiniaceae.